Molecule: messenger RNA, 474 nt
Organism: Trypanosoma theileri
Lineage: Eukaryota; Euglenozoa; Kinetoplastea; Trypanosomatida; Trypanosomatidae
Exons: 1
Coding region: 1-474 (157 amino acids)
Source: RefSeq, a predicted model, not a curated record
AUGGAUGCUGGUCCUCUUUUGGAAUCUUUAGACACUUUUUUUGGUGAAGGGGCAAACACUGAUGCGAUUGGAAAUUUUCUUUCUGAAGAACAAAGUGUCAUGCAAAUGCUUGACAACCCUCACGACUCUCGGGAAGCGUUAGAGUUGUACUCAUUAUUCAAGCGAUACUCCACACUUGUGGAUUCGAUGCUUCAUACUUUUACUGAGCGAGAGGCAGCCAAGGGCACCUCUGUAAGUUUGGAGCAACUUGCAGAUGCAGUAAUGCAGGAGUGGAAGCAAGAUCAAGACUAUGCCAGAUAUUUAUGUACAGCUUAUGUUGCCGGGGCUUUGGAUUUUGAUUCUUUUAAACAACUCGUACGAGAUGUAAAUGAAAUAACAACGUACCCUGUUGGAGAUGAGCUUUCAGAUGAUGAUAAUGAUGAUAAUGAAAGUGAGUCAACAUCAGAUGAUGACCAAGAACGUGAUGAUGCUUGA